This is a messenger RNA of Ricinus communis (castor bean), 1848 nucleotides long. RefSeq lists its product as uncharacterized. Gene Ontology annotation, cellular component: endoplasmic reticulum. The transcript has 13 exons. The record is from RefSeq and is a predicted model, not a curated record. Lineage: Eukaryota; Viridiplantae; Streptophyta; Magnoliopsida; Malpighiales; Euphorbiaceae. Gene Ontology annotation, molecular function: hydrolase activity. Bases 189 to 1781 code for a protein of 530 amino acids. Gene Ontology annotation, biological process: GPI anchor biosynthetic process.
UUGAGAGGCAAAUGACAUUUCAAACGGCAGAGGAUUCUAUUCAUGUCGUUUAUAAGGACAUGUAAGGUUAGAGUUCUUGUAGGAUGAGCUAGUCCACAUGGUAUUAUAACAAGCACCUGACUGAUAAAACACAAUAACUUGAGACCAACUAACUAGUCUUCUACGAAGAGAGUACGAGAUUGUAGGAAAUGAAGCAGCAUCACAAGCUGACGGUGGCGCUUUGUGGGAUAUGGGCGGCGACGCUUCUUUACGGUGAAAUGUUUUCCUUUUGGGUACCCUCUCUUUGGUCUUGCUCUUGGCCUCAUCUUCAAUCGUUAUCUUCCAAUUCCACGAUAAAUGGUGUAGGAAAUUAUGUAAAAGUUGCUGUCAUAGCAGACCCACAGAUUAUGGACAGAACCUCGCAUCAUCUACCUCCAAAAUCAUUUGCUUUGGAGACUGCACAAUUUUAUACUGACUUAUACAUGCGCAGGGCAUUCCUUUUGUCCAUCCUGCCUUUCAAACCUGAUGUCAUUUUGUUUUUGGGUGAUUAUUUUGAUGGUGGACCUCAUCUGUCAGAUCAAGAAUGGCAGGAAUCAUUACAACGGUAUAGGCAUAUCUUUGCUAUGAAUUCAGAAGGAAGAUAUUCAGAUUUUCAGGUUUACUCCAUUCCUGGAAACCAUGACAUUGGCUAUGCAAGCCUCAAUUCUCAUAAACCAGAGGUUGUUAGACGAUAUGUGGAAGGGUUUGGGAUUAGAAACUUCCAAUUUACAGUUGGAAAAGUGGAGUUUAUUGCUGUUGACGCUCAAACUCUUGAUGGUGACCCACAAGGAAAUUUAGCUUCCAUGACUUGGGAGUUUGUAAAAAAUGUCUCUAAGGACAUUCAGUUAGCUCCAAGGGUUUUAUUGACCCAUAUUCCUUUGUAUCGGCGGGACAACACCGAUUGUGGCUCUCACCGUAGUUCCCCAAUCAUAAAUCAGCGGAUUUCACGUUCUGCUCAUAGUCAAGAAAUUACGUACCAGAAUUUUGUAACUGAAGAAUCCUCAAACAAAUUGCUGGAAUUGCUCAAGCCGGCCCUAAUAUUAUCAGGACACGAUCAUGACCAGUGUACAGUGACACAUGAGUCAAAUUCUAUCCCCAUAAAAGAGCAUUCUGUAGGGACCAUAAGCUGGCAGCAGGGGAACUUAUAUCCAUCCUUCAUGCUACUAUCUGUUAGUAACUCUGCACAAGCAAAUCGAUCCGCUGCAGAAGAUGCGUUAAUUUCUCAACUUUGCUUUCUUCCAAUGCAAACACAUAUUUACAUAUGGUAUAUUUCCCUCUACAUUCUGACCCUUCUUACUCUUCUCUUCUGGCCAGCAAGUGGCAUAAGUUUUGAGCGUUACUUGAGUGGUCUAAUGGGAUAUAUCAGACUGUACAGCAGUAUGUUUAAGGGAGGUACAAAAGAGAAAAAUGAAGAUGAGAAUUUUGAGUACGAAGAGAUGUGGGAUGCAGAAGGAACAAUGCAUCUUGUAAAGAAACCAGUAAAUACUCCUACUUCAUGUCAUGGUGAUAAAGCCUCAGUUGGGAGGGGUAAUGCUGUGAUGCGACCAACAGCAAGAAAAAACAUUUCUCAGGAGAUGGAGAUAUCUGUGAACAUUGAUGGAAAUACAGAUCCAAACAUUAAACUAGCACAUAGAACAAGCAAAUCAAAGACAAAGAUCAUUAUCCGAAGACUAAUGAGGACUUUCCGGAUGGUUGUAGUCAUUGCUGCUAUAAAUAUACCUAUAUACAUGAUGUUGCUCUUCAAAGACUGGAUUGAUCAGUGAUUUUUACUUCCUUCAGCUCCUUGAAUAAUGCAUAUCAAAUAAAAUAAAAAAUUCCAUUGAUGUUGAA